Molecule: messenger RNA, 672 nt
Organism: Penicilliopsis zonata CBS 506.65
Lineage: Eukaryota; Fungi; Ascomycota; Eurotiomycetes; Eurotiales; Aspergillaceae
Exons: 1
Coding region: 1-672 (223 amino acids)
Source: RefSeq, a predicted model, not a curated record
AUGACAUCCAACCUCCUCCCUAUCAAAGUCUGGGGCAAGGGCGGCCCCAACCCGCCCCGGGUGGCGAUUAUCCUGCGCGAACUGGGCCUGCCAUAUGAAAUCCAGCCUCUGCCCUUGAGCGAAGUGAAAACGCCCGCGUAUGUGGCCAUCAACCCUAACGGCCGGCUGCCCGCCAUCCACGACCCCAACACGAACCUCACGCUGUGGGAGUCCGGCGCGAUCGUCGAGUAUCUCGUCGAGCGGUACGACACAGCCCACAAGAUCAGUUUUGCCCCGGGCUCCAACGAAGCCCAGCUCGCGCGGCAGUGGCUCUUCUUCCAGGCCACCGGGCAGGGGCCGUACUACGGCCAGGCGGUCUGGUUCAAACGCUUCCACAAGGAAAAGGUCCCCAGCGCGAUCCAGCGGUACGUGGAGGAGAUCAAGCGGGUGUCUGGGGUGGUGGAUACGUUCCUGAGCAAGCAGGAGGUGGGCGAGGGCGGAGAUGGGCCCUGGCUCGUGGGAGGGAAGUGUUCGUAUGCGGAUCUGGCGUGGGUGAGCUGGCAGCUGCGAGUGCCCAAGCAUAUCAGCGUCGAGGAUGGGUAUGAUGUGAAUGAGUUUCCAUAUUUAAAGGAUUGGCUGGAUCGGAUGAUGAAGCGGGAGCCAGUGAGGGGAGUCAUGGAGGAGGUGCCUUAA